AUGUUCAUUGUUGCUCGCCUCUUCGCUGGGGGCGGGAGCUGGGGUUAUCUUGCAGUCACCCCAUAUUACUCUGCAGAGUUGGCACCUCCAGGCCUUCGCGGCCUCAUGGUGGGCAUGAACGGUGUCAAUAUCGCACUGGGCUAUGCUCUCGCCAGCUACAUGGGUCUUGCCUUUUACUACGUCAAUGAUCCGCAGACCCAAUGGCGAGCUCCUUUGGGAAUUGCCCUCAUUUGGCCAGUGAUGAUGGUUCUAGUCUGCCUUGUCAUCCCAGAAUCACCCCGUUUUCUCCUCAUGAAGGGUCGGAUUGACGAAGCGAGGGACGUUGUCUUCAAGCUGCACGCAUCUAAGAACGACCCCGACCAAGAAUUUGCUCGUGGGGAGUUCUAUCAGAUGUCAAAGCAAGCCGAGUUGGAUAGGACCAUGGAACCGGGCUGGCUUGAAAUGAUCCGCCGCCCCAGCUACCGCAAGCGCACAAUCAUGGCCAUGGGCUUCGCAUUCAUUGGCCAGUCGACGGGCGUGUUGGUUUUAAACAACUACGGUCCAACCAUCUACGCAGCCCUAGGAUACGAUACCCUGUACCAACUGAUCUUCCAGUGCGGCUGGAUUACUGUAGGCAUUUUUGGCAACUUGGUGGGAGCGCUAAUCAUGGAUUGGACCGGCCGCAAACCUCUGCUUGUCAUGGGUGUUGCUGGCUGCUGCGUGUCGCUCAUUCUCGAAGCUGCGAUGGUUAGCUCCUACGCCGAGGAAGGGACCAACAAGGCUGGUCUUCGAAUGGGCGUUGCGGCUGCGUACUUGUUUUUGCUAGUAUACAGCGUCGGCAUCGACGUCGCCGGUGUUGUCUUCUAUUCGGAACUUUUCCCCAACCAUCUGAGAGCGAAGGGCCUGGCUCUCAGUAUUGCUGUCAUUGCACUGACAGACUUGGUCUAUCUACAAGUUGCAGCGACAGCUUUUGCCAAUAUCGGCUGGAAGUUCUAUCUGGUCUUCAUUAUCCUUUCGGGCCUCGGCGCGUUCUUUGCAUACUUCUACCUUCCUGAGACGAAGAACAUCCCGCUUGAAGAGAUGGCAAAACUAUUUGGAGACGAGGUCGCCGUCUACGCGGAAGACCUCCACGUCGAUCAUCGCACCCAUGAGCUCAUCGUUGAUGAACACGGUCAUACUGGUGUGCACAAGGUCGCAACUGAGGCUAGUAACCCGCGACCUUCCACAGGUAGAGACGUGGAGAAGCAUGAAAUUAGCCACGGGGCUACCGCUGAGCAUGUCGACUCAGAACAAAGUGAAAAGGAAUAG
This is a messenger RNA of Cladophialophora psammophila CBS 110553, 1287 nucleotides long. RefSeq lists its product as uncharacterized. Lineage: Eukaryota; Fungi; Ascomycota; Eurotiomycetes; Chaetothyriales; Herpotrichiellaceae. The record is from RefSeq and is a predicted model, not a curated record. Gene Ontology annotation, biological process: transmembrane transport; carbohydrate transport. Gene Ontology annotation, molecular function: carbohydrate:proton symporter activity. The transcript is spliced from 5 exons. Gene Ontology annotation, cellular component: membrane. The coding region runs from base 1 to 1287 and encodes 428 amino acids.